ACUUUUGUUUUUUUUUGUUUUUUUUUUUUGUUUUUUUUAUUUGCGAUUGCUUUAAACGGUCGUAAAUUUUGCUAUUUUAUAUUUUUCUCGUAUUUGUGACUGUUUUCCGACCACAAAAAUUCGGUCACAAAAUUUGCGACCUUAUUGCGAUCAAAUCUGGAUUGGUCUUUAAUUUUGCGAUUGUUUUGGUUUUAGUCACAAAUCGGUCGCUAAUUUUGCGACCGUCUUAUGUUAGUCGCAAAAUUUGGUCGCAAUUGCCUAGUUUUCUAGUAGUGACAUAGUUUAGCUAAUAGAUGUAGAUAGAGUGAUAGUGAAGGUAGGUCAUGAGGUAUAGGACGUAGAGAGAAAUGUUGAAUUUAAUAUGGUUUUACUAGAAUAGAAACGAUCUUCUAAACUUCCAGUGUGCAAAUUUGUUGGUUACACACUCAAGUUUUUGAAAGUUACAUGUUAUUUUGCGUACCUAUAUAGAUUUUUUUAUUCAAAUUAACGAUGUAGUUCAUUAUAAAUAUUCAUGAAAACAAACGUAAGUGUGUAGAAAAAAUAAAAUAUAUAACCAAACAAAAUACUCAUAUUUUGACAAUUUUGAAUCUUAACAUUUAUUUGCUGAAAUGUUAGCAUCUGACACUGAUAGAUGGCCCCUUUGUAAAACCAAAAAAAAAAAAAAAAAAGGUGUUGUGGGUAAAAAUUACGUUAAACUUGUCAUGGUGGGGUGUGCUCUCUGAUAUUUCCAAUUUGUGCUUCCUGUAAUUCUUAAAUGGUCCCGUACACAAGCCAUCUUUUUGCCCCUUCAUCAUUACGAUUUGAGAACAUGGUUCUCUGAGGACAUCAAUUACUCUUGAGGAAAUAAAGAAAGAUAUUAGAGAAUAUUCUAUGUAAAAUGUCAUAGAAAAGGCCUAGUAGAAUGCACCUGUUGGCUGUUUAUAUUAAUAAUAUAAAAAAAAGCCUCUCAAACAUGUAAAUAUUGUGUUGAAAUACAUAAAAAGAAUGUAAUAUUUUCAGCAACAUAAGUUCAAACUCGAUCUGAAUUCCAGAUAAUGUCUAAUUUUUCCUUGUACCUCAAAUAUGAAUUGUAAUGUUUAACGUUCUAGCAAAUUUGACGUUUAUGGCACUCACUUGUAGUUGUUGUUACGUAUAUAAUAAAAUAUUAUUAUUUAUAUUUUCACAAAUUUUAUGAAAUUGUUUUCAAUAUAUCUUUUUCAAGCUUUUGUUUUCUCGACUACCAAGCAUUCCUUCUGAAGAAACAUUAUAAUUUCUCUUGCUUAACUAUCACCUUCAUUGUGAUCCCCCUCUGGUUCUCUGCUCAUUUUAUGAUAUUCUCAUCUUUUUUACUUACUAUUUACUAACUUCUUCUUGAUAUCUGUAACCUAUAACCCCUUCAUAAAUCUGUUAAUAAUAAAAUAAUUUAAAGUAAAACCUUUCUUUUCUGGUCUUCUCUUACAUAAAGCUAUCCUUUUCUCCAAUUCUUCGUCAAACCUCAAACCUAACCUACUGCAAGUCUACUACUGAUAAAGCCUACACACUCUUUACUACUGAUAAACCCUUCUCUCUCUCUCUCUCUGAAAGACAAUGCAAAAGGUUAAUCAUAAGGCACUCAUGAUAUAAUCACAACUCAAAAACCUUUCUUAAACACACGUACCAUCCAAUCUGUCUUCUUUCAUUAUAUCUUUUGUUAAAAACUCAUUUCAACUCCAUGUUUCUGGCCUCAAGAACUACCUCAAUGAAAACAACUUUGCCUGAUCUAUCCUUACAGAUCAGUCCACCGGUUUCCGAUCGUAUCAACAUCUCAAACUGCAGCUCACCCACCACUGAUUCCAACAGCAGCUGUAGCGAUUUAAGCCAUGAAAAUGGUAUAAACGUGUUCAACCAACAGUAUUACCAGCCACCGGCUGUGGAUGUGCGAGGGUUUGUUACCCAUGGACUGCAGCUUGAUCAUCAGCCUCGGUUGAGCUUGGGGAUCGAGAAUAUGGGCGCUUUCGAUCCAGCUCUCUCACAUCAUCCCAUGAUGCCUUUGCAUCUACAAAGAAAUAGUCUUCUUACGCAACAUCAGUAUGGAAAUCAACAUUAUCUUCACCCUCAAAACUACUGCCAUGAGUUUAAGAGGAGUUCCAGGAUGGGUACCCGUGUUAGAAGGAUCGUUCGGGCGCCUCGUAUGCGAUGGACUUCGACGCUACACGCUCACUUUGUUCAUGCAGUUCAACUCCUUGGUGGCCAUGAAAGAGCUACCCCUAAAUCAGUGUUGGAGUUAAUGAAUGUGAAGGAUCUAACUCUUGCUCACGUUAAGAGUCAUCUACAGAUGUAUAGAACAGUGAAGAGCACUGACAAAGGAGCAGCUGGAUUUGCGGACAUGGAUAUGAUAAAUCCAAGGACUCCAAGGACAUUACUUCAAAUGGAGGGGGGUAUGUCAACGUUUGAUGAGAAAAUGGAUGAUACUAACAACCCCAACCCACCGACUACACUACAAACAUCCCCAAGCAGAGGAGCGUGGUCAUUGUCAAUGGAGUCAUAUGAUUCAAGCUUCUCGAGUCAAGAUUAUACGACAAAUUGUUCUACACUUGGAAGAACUGAUAUAAUGGUAGAUGAACAUGAGACAUCCUUACACCUGAUUGAAGAACAUAAAAUGUUGGAGAAUUGUAGUAGGAUUAAGUCUCAAGUGUCAUCAGGUAUGUUACCGAAUCUUGAGUUCACCCUCGGAAGGCCAAACUAGCAAGUGGACGACUGGAUCCUCAAGCAGAAAUGAAUGUUGUUCUCCGUCUAAUUUGUUUAAUAACAUAUGAAUGUUUAUCUAAGCAGCGAAGAAGUGUUUAAUGUUGCUUGGUGUGGCGGUUUAUGUUAACCUUUAACAAUUUUGUAUGAUGUAGCAUGUAGAGGUGAAACUGGAGAGAUGGAAGCAAACGAUCUUCAGAAUGAAUUAUAUCUUAAUUAACUUUCAAGAUCUUAAUUAGGUUAAUUGUUUAUUCACU
Helianthus annuus (common sunflower) is the source of this 2960-nucleotide messenger RNA. RefSeq names its product probable transcription factor KAN4. Gene Ontology annotation, cellular component: nucleus. The transcript has 6 exons. Gene Ontology annotation, molecular function: transcription cis-regulatory region binding. Bases 1691 to 2704 code for a protein of 337 amino acids. NCBI's taxonomy places the organism in Eukaryota, Viridiplantae, Streptophyta, Magnoliopsida, Asterales, Asteraceae. The record is from RefSeq and is a predicted model, not a curated record. Gene Ontology annotation, biological process: regulation of DNA-templated transcription; abaxial cell fate specification.